AUGUCAGCCAAUAGGCCCAGGCGCGUGAAAACGAAGCCGAGAGGACCUACGAACAGAUGGGAUCACCGCCAGAGACUGGCCCUGCACAUUUUGUACACAAACUUCAACCUCGACUCGAAAGUCCGGCUUCGAGUCUUUAACGAGCUCUUCAAGGACCAUCAGCGCGGGUGCAACAUGAGAAACGGGGUGACCACUGCGAUUCUGAAUGCCCAAUACGGCGAGCGCAACAAGAAACCCAACUGGGUGGCCAUUAUGGCUGGUCCUCGCACGGUUCGUGAACAAGAAGAGAAGACUGAGCUCAUCCGAGUCCUUCGGGACAUCAUCGCUACUACUCAGCCUAAUCAGAGCCCGACUAUGUCAAACACCAGGCCAGAAGCUGUCCAAAGCCCGUCUCCUGAAGAUGAACCUAUUGUCGUGCAAAGACGCGGCCGCAAAUUCACGCCCCAGAGGCAGCCGGUAAAGACGUGGCUGGCUGGUUAUAUGCACGCACCUACUGAACAGGCACUUAGGCCGGAGAGCCCUGCCCCUGGUCAUAGUAAACAGCCCCUCGUCGUCUCACAAGCGCGUUCUGCUGUUGUUCGACACUGUCAGGAGGCUAUCGUUGGGUCGAGCUCCGCUUCCCGCGAUGAGUUGCCACCGCAUACCCCUCCGUCGAAUCGAGUUGCAGUCUCGGUCAACGUAGCGACACCAGCCACAUCGUUCUCCGCGCUCUCGAUCUCGCCCACAAAGUACAAAAGGCAGGAAAUCACUGUCGAGCUACCUCGUCAGCAUGGGCCAACUUUACAGGUGACCCCUGAGGUUGCUGCUAAGGCGAAGAUGCCAUUGGUAGAAGUGCCAGAUGCAUUGGCACAUCCGCCCACCUCAGGGCUCCUGUUCCGAUACUGGGAUGAGAACAGCUUCGGCCACAACAGCGAGACCGGCUUCACAGCCGGUCGCUUCAUGUACAACAACGUACCACCUCGCCGCGCACCGAAAUGCAAUGAACUCGAUUACGCCGACAUCGAGAACCAUCUCAAUCGAAAUCCAAUCCCGUCUCCAUUCUGCUCGGCCUCGAACUGUCUCCUCUGGAUCCUCCGACUCGCUCUGAAAGAGCACAAUCGAGGCGCCAAGCAAGGCAAAAUCACCCUGAUAGACGCAGCCAACCUCGCCCGGAAGGGCGUCUACUAUGUUCGACCCUUCCACAGACAGCUCCGCCACACGCAUUGUUUUACGAAUGGCGCUUGGCGCUAUGUCGGCACGCACGAAUUCAUAGUCUGGGCCCACAUCCCUCAGCAAGCACUGAUCCAAACCUUCACCAUUGCCGACCUCCUCGCAGCAUGCUCCCGCAUGCCAGCAAUGGCCGCCGCCCUACGCAUCGAGACAGUCGGCAGGAAACAUAAGAGCCUAAAGAAGACUAUCCUAACUCAACUCGAGGAUGAACAUGUUCCGCUCUCAGCCCAAACAACGGUCGUAAUCGCCCGCCUCUGCCGCUUCCUAGGCCUCACGGCCUCGUCCCCGCUUCCACAUCUUGAGCAUAUCGUCUCGGACGUUCUACAGGGUUGGAAACUUAGCGUUCAGCCCAUGUCUUCGGCGGAGUGGUCGCAAUUGGCGUCGCUGUGGGCUCAUAAGUUUUGUGGUCGCCAGACUCUGCCCUCGUUGGAAAGGCAGAUGACGUUGCAGAUGUGUUUCUUACAGAGUGUCAAGGCUGGGUUGGGUGAUUUCAACGUCAUGUUGGAGCCGAACUUAAUCAACAGGAUGCACCGCAAAUCCAAAGCCGUCGGUCUUGAAUCACCUACCCGCGUCGUCCUAGACGCUAUGGCCAACGCGACGACUGCUUUACUAGACUACGAAAAGCAAGUCGACCAACGAUAUGCUGAAGCUGCUAGUACGAGGCUCCUGCCUGGUAUUGAGGAGUACUUCCAGCUAGGAAGUGAUGUGCCUAGUCCGUCUUCUAGAGCCUCAAGGAUGCUUCGAGUAGGAGAGGAAGACCAGAUCAUGUUUGACGAUGAUGCAUUCGGGCUGUGA
This is a messenger RNA of Recurvomyces mirabilis, 2004 nucleotides long. RefSeq lists its product as uncharacterized. The coding region runs from base 1 to 2004 and encodes 667 amino acids. The transcript is spliced from 4 exons. NCBI's taxonomy places the organism in Eukaryota, Fungi, Ascomycota, Dothideomycetes, Mycosphaerellales, Teratosphaeriaceae. The record is from RefSeq and is a predicted model, not a curated record.